GGGGGGAUAGUUGUGGAACUUGCAAUGGAGUAGAAUACCACCCUUAAAGUACCCAAGUCGCUACAAACUAUGCUAACCGAAAUUUUAAAAAUGCGCCGUUGCUUGGCUUCAUAACCUAAAUAGUAUGAUUAAUUACGUUAAUUAGUUCACUAUUGCCUUUGAUUUUCAGGAUUGAUGAUACAACCGCGGAGAUCGAGCUUCCCUACUGCAGCUCUGUCAGCUCAAAAGACACGGUCCCGGUUCCUCUGGAAAUGUAUUCUGCUGACGAUUUCGGGACGUCGCGCCCUGUCCCAAAAAGUACACAAAUGGCCCUGUCUUCUCAACCGGGCACCCCUGAUAUCCAACGCGCGUUGCGCCUGGAGCAAGCAGAGGAUGAAGUCAUGUGCAGAGGGGAGCGUGUGGAAUCACUGUUGGAUCAGGAUAGUGACGCUGAAAUACGACGUGUUGCAGGAAGAAAAAUAAAGAGCAAGCGGAGAUUGACAGGUCUGCUCAGGAUGGCGUCAAAAGACAGGUGUUGCGUUGCUCUUCAAUCGGCACCAAUGAGCAGUGACGAUGAAAUGGAGACGUCUUUCUCGUCCUAUAAAACCACAACAGAAAAGGGUAUGUCUAACCCAGUGUACGACGCAGGUGCAGAUAGUUCCGAUACUGAAUUACCGCGCUAUGAGGACGGAUUGAAGUCCAAGGAAAAGGAAGAGCGACGGCGUGUUCCUGAGAUUCGUGCCAGAGAUGACGUUGACAAUUCCGAUUCGACAAAGUUGGAAGACGAAAAAAUAUCGUCUUUGCAUGCGCAGACGGCCGUCCCUGUCUCUCCCACAACCAUUGCUGAGGAUGCCACAGUGGAAGCCACCAAGGAAAGCGAGAAUCAAGGGACAGGACAAGCAGAGUAACAAAGUCAAAGACUGCUCUAAACUUGACAGCGCUAUAUCAACAAGCACAGUAAAACUAAGCAGCAGUUAUAUUAAGGCUGAUCGUUUAAUCCCAAGUGCCCUUAUGGUCCACUUUUAAAGCGUGAUUUAAUUUGUUCGGAAGGAAGACCUCUGCCGCUCUAGCAUAAUGUAGAGUUUUGAUGCCAAAAUGAGAUAAUUUCUUUUAUAGCGUAAAAUAAACAUCAUUUUUCUUACUGACGUUUUGUCAUUUGGAUGAGGCUGUAGUUUAAAGUUAGUCUUUUGGUUUUGUUUUACAUUAUUUGUAGUCAAUUACAGAAUAUUUUUUUAAUGACGUUAGUAGUUUGAAAAAAGUUAUGGAUGAAUUUAUCUAGGCAUUGUAGGUUAGUUUUGAACAAAGGAGUUCAGCUUAAAACAGGCCGCUGCUGAUAUAAUUCAUUUAAAUUUUCAAACUAUUGUUAUUCUGCUUUUGUGAUAUUUUGUUGUCAUGAGUUUUUGAAGCAUGAUUAAUUCUCACGGCAACGUUUGAGGUCCUCCUCGCACUCCUGAAUUUGCAUUUUCUACCUGAAAGAUGUUAAUUACCAGAGUUUCUGUUCGUUUAAGCUGAAGUUCUUGUUUAAUAAUGUUACUAUAAAUUGUUUGUUUGCUUAUAGCAAGUAGUAUUUAGUGGGUUUAUUUGCGCAAAAGUAGACGCCAUUGGAUACACUAAUAGAAAGAUUCGUAAAUAAACUUUGAGCGAAUUCUUGCAUGAAGCGACGCGUAUUAAUAGUGCUAAAACGUAGCCUUUUAGUUGUUCCUAGUUGUUUGUCAAAUAUAGUUCACGACAUUGUCUACAUUGAUGUCCAUUCUCAACAUCUGAGUUACGGAAUAAAAUUGCUU
Messenger RNA from Orbicella faveolata, 1763 nucleotides. RefSeq lists its product as uncharacterized. Gene Ontology annotation, molecular function: protein binding; lipid carrier activity. Lineage: Eukaryota; Metazoa; Cnidaria; Anthozoa; Scleractinia; Merulinidae. The record is from RefSeq and is a predicted model, not a curated record. Gene Ontology annotation, biological process: lipid transport.